Scylla paramamosain (green mud crab) is the source of this 2883-nucleotide messenger RNA. RefSeq lists its product as uncharacterized. The coding region runs from base 563 to 1087 and encodes 174 amino acids. The record is from RefSeq and is a predicted model, not a curated record. The transcript has 11 exons. NCBI's taxonomy places the organism in Eukaryota, Metazoa, Arthropoda, Malacostraca, Decapoda, Portunidae.
AAGCGAAAAAAAAAAAAAAUCUUCGCUCAAUAAAAUAAAUAAAUAGAUAGAUAAAAUAAAUGUGUUGAAUAUUUAUAAGUGAUGGUUACAUUAAUAACACAAUCAACAACAAAAUAAACAGCAAGAGGAAGAGGAAGAACAAGAGGAAGAGGAAGAGGAAGAACAAGAGGAAGAGGAAGAGGAAGAACAAGAGGAAGAGGAAGAGGAAGAAGAAGAGGACCACAAGGAUAUUCUAAGAACACAAGACUCGAUCACCUAAGAUCAAGAUCAAGAUUCCCCUCCUCCUUCGCCGCCAUUACAUGAGGACAGUAACAGCUUGCGGUCUUCAAAGCUUUCUUCUUCCCAUAUCAGGAGUGUCUUGUGAAAUGACCCAGGAAAUGAAGAAUGGCCGGAGUGUGCCUGUGAAGAAGACACUGAAUUACAAAACAGUUAUAGAGGUUUUCUGUUUCCCGCCCUUCAAGUUGCUACUACUACUACUACUACUACUACUACUACUACUACUACUGUUAAUAAUGAGGAGCCUCGCUGUGUGGAAAUCCGGUGUGGGCCGCCUUCAGAAAACAUGGAGGUGCCAAAGUUCUGGGGAUUUCUGGCAGUGACUCUGGCACCUCACCUCCACAUUUGCAGGACAAGCGUACCAGCCAGCCUGCCCACCACACCCGAGUCAACAACCACGCUGUCGUCACUGCAGAAAAACACAAUCAACAUGACCCGUUCUCCCCUGAGGAGGUGGAAUUUGAGUAGGGAAAGCUUCAGAAAUGCAGGAAGGAUUAGCGGUGAUGACUGCAGGCUGCCAUCGACCCGCAGAUGCAGGUGGGAGGAGAGGAAAUACCUGAAGAAGUGUUGCAUAUUUGCCAAGAACACCAGGGGACAGUUUAACAAGACACCUGCAAUGGCACCACAAGUUCCUGCCUUUGAAGUGAAGCUUGCUACAGACUCUGCCUUCAAGCUGACAUGGGUUCAAAGGAUUCUCAAGAGUGUUGAGGAUCAGAUACUGACAAGAACUGGCUGGCAUCUUACUGUGUUCAACAGUCUAUUUAACUAUCUGUUCAACCAUUUAUCUAUCUCUCUAUCUCAAUCUAUGUAACUAAGUAUUACCUAACAUAACCAUCUCUCUCUCUCUCUCUCUCUCUCUCUCUCUCUCUCUCUCUCUCUCUCUCUCUCUCUCUCUCUCUCUCUCUCUCUCUCUCUCUCUCUCUCUCUCUCUCUCUCUCUCUCUCUCUCUCUCUCUCUCUCUCUCUCUCUCUCUCUCUCUCUCUCUCUCUCUGAUAAGUUAACACCCAGAGAGAGAGAGAGGUAUGUUUUUUUUGGGUGACCACCAUUCCUUAAUAUUCUGCAAAGGUUGUUUUUGUAAGCCUUGCAGACUGACACCCAUUACAAGCUUGUUUUUUCAGUGUGUCCAUUAUUCUGUCAGCUGUUCCUGUUCUCCUGACACUCUCCACCUCUCCUCUGUGUGUUUGUGCCCAUAAACUGACACUGUUAUCUUGUUCCGUGUGUCUGUAAUUAGAGACGUCGCAGUGAGCGUUUUGAUACCAGAUAGCGCCAGAAUUUUUAAUUCUCGCCGGUAAAUAAAUACUUUUUGGGGCAAGGUUUUACAAGCUUACAAAGGUGUAUCGUUGCACAGUAAUGCGUCUGAAUUUUAAGUCAAUUAAUUUCGUGAUAACUGACAGCACAUGACAUUGUUUGAGCCUCUAUUCAUAAUUUCAGAUAAUAUUCUUAAAAGAGCCUAUAAGUGUAUCAAGGCAGGCAAUCUGUAAUUUUCUACUGACCUCAAUGGAAGUAUACUAAUAUAUACUUGCAUUUUCAUGUACUAAACAAGAGGCAAAUCCAUUUAAUGUAAAGAAAAUAUAAUUUUGUAUCAGAGACUUUAUUUUUGCGGUACGAUCACUAUCCUCGGGUACUUGGGCAGCGAGCAAACCAAAACACAGACACUAGACUACCCUGCACAAUGGAUACAUCACCGCCACAAUCAUGGACUACAGCGGAAUUAAGAAAAUUCUUGAAAGAACGAGCUAUACCCUAUUCUGGAUAUAGUAAAGCAAAGUAAAGGCCUUUGUAUCGGCAGAACUGAGAGGCUAUUGUUUACACUUUACACUCCCUAACGGCGCGAGGCGCUUUCUUUAACUGAAGAAUCAUGAUCAAGAUAAGUACGUCGUACGUCCGCCAGCGGUGCUGUUCUUUUUUUAUUUCACUGAUUACUUUCAUAUACAGGACGUGUCAGUGAUAUCUGAUAUUUUUCAACAUUCCCAGAUAAAAUGCACAAGCCGAAGUCAACAUCCUUUUAUUUUUACUGUUCAUACUUACUUAAAAAAAAAUUCAUUACCUAUUUUUAGUUUUAUCUUAUAAUUCAAUUAACAAAGCCUUAUCAUACACCAGUAAGUAUGAAUAUUAAUAUUAAGGGUUAUGUUUUUAAUUUUAGAUACACUUGUGCAGCAAUUCAUGCUGUACUUUUCCUGCACAUCGAUUUCAAAUUUAGCUAAGUCACCCCUUUGCCCCACGAAAUCGGAGACAAUUAAAAAUGCUGGCGCUGAUAGGUAUCUACCAGCCUCACUGCGACGUCUCUAAUUUAGAAGGCAAGCAGGAAUGUCUUGGUUAUUUAUACGUCUUUCUUAACGCUGUAACACUUCGUCACUUGGAUUUUACUAUCAGUAACUGUUAAUAUAUAAACACAGAUUAAUUUGAGCGAUAGAUGAGUGCAGAUAUGUACCGAGAGACUUGGGGAGAGGUGAAAAUAUGGAAUUGUUUUUGACUCCAGUGUUUGAUGACUGUGUUGGUGACCGAACCCUGGCAGGAAGAGGUGACGUUGCCUGGGACAUUCAGAGUGAGGAAGACCUUGGCAGAGGACACAGAAGAUAACCGUUGAAGGAGGGGUAGCGAGCAUCA